GUCUGAUUCUAAUUGAAAUCUGUUUUGUAGGAGAGGAAGAUAGAACAAUGAACCUCUUCCUAAAGGUUGUGAUCCUUGGUUUUGUAACUGCUGUUCUAUUGAUAAUCAUCCUCAUCCUGGUCCUCAAGGUCAGACGAGAUGCAAACAGACUAAACACAGGUAUGGAGCCCAUUUCACAUGGGGCCGGCUAUUAACUACACUUACAUAGUGAAAAUGUUUCUCAUGACAUACUGCAGGGGUAGGCAACCCUGGUCCUGGAGUGCCGCAGGCCCUUCAUGUUUUUGAUUUAACCGACCUGGAAGACCAGUUGUGUUCAAUUUAGGCAAUCGCUGAACUGAUCAAUUAGCUCAGUUGGGCAGGUGUGGUGCCUAGUUGGAACAAAAUCCUGCAAUACCUGCGGCACUCCAGAAACAGGGUUGCCUAUCCCUGAAAUAUUGUAUACUGAGAAUUGAAAGAGUCAGUAAAAGUUGUAUAUUGCGCACUACAAUAUGUGCAAUUCAGAAACAGUCUAAAUCAUAAUUGUGUGUUAUGGUGUUUCCAAAUCUACAGAACCAAGAUCCUGAUGCACUGCAUUUUGCCGCCAUGAAUUUCACCUCCAAGAUAAAGAAGAGGGAGAGAAGAAGAGAGGAGCUGGACCCCCAUGUAGUGUAUGCUGCUACAAGAUGACAAAGUGGAGGAGGAUGGAGAGGAGGGAAAGUGUCUUGCCAUAUCUUUGAAUACAAGUUUAAGUCCUUCUAUAUUGUAUGUGUAGUUAAAACAAAUGCAUUGAAAUGUAAAUCAGUAAAUAUAUCUGUAGUUUCUGUGCGUUGUACUUCAGGUCCACUGUAGCCCUCUUCCACUCUGUUAGGCCACACAGCUCAGUGGUUAGAGAGGGGGAGUUAGACUCAAGCCACAACUGUUUAAUGGCCACAGAGGAGUAGUUGCCUUUUUUGACCUCUCUUAGCUUAGAUCUCUGUUGUGUGUAUUAGUGAUUUGGUUAUUCUUUAAUAAGUUGGCCGUAAAGGACAAAGUACCCAGCUUUGGAAAAUUUUAUUACAUUGAUUACUUAAUAAAGAUAGAGAGUUAAUUCCAAACUGCCACAAUGUUGUUUGUCAUUAUGUUUUUCGCCCCUUAGUAUUUCCUGUCUUGUUGCACUGAUCACAGCCCCCUAUUCUGAGAAGCAGCUAGUUGCCUUAUAAGGAGAAUAUGAUUGGGGUCUGAGGUAGAGGAGGGGCCAGUGAGGAACGCAUCACUUCCUGUGGUGUGAGUGACAGGGAGGAGCAGCUCAGUGAUGAGUGAGACCUGCUGAGGUGAACAUCACUGGUCUCUCUCUCUCUCUCUCUCUCUCUCUGCCCGCCCAACAAACACAUUUUAUUUGUUGAAAAUGUUCUACCUGGACAAAAAAUAGUGCUGCAAAGGGUGCUCAUAUGGGACAGCUGAAUAACCCUUUUAGGUUCCAAGUAGCACCUCAUUUUCUAAGAAUGUGCCUGCUCAAAAGAACCUGGUCACUUUUCCACCACGUGACAUGUGUAAGUAGAAGUGCGUGGGUGAUUUGAGGGGCGGUUGACAAUAAUGUGACAUGGAGACAGUAGACCUGUCAUGCGUCACUCUCUCUCUGCUGAAGACAAACAACCUGCACUACAGGAAGACUGGCCUUCAGCUCUCACCACACUUCUCAAUGCAUCAAAACCACACACGCUCUUUUCAUACCUCUCUUUAUCUGUUCAUCUGGAUGAUGAACACCAGACCCCCGUCGUUCAGUUAGAUGUGGCAAGUAUGUGAAGAAUACAAACAAGCUAAAAGCUUUUCCCAUAACCUAAAGUAUUCAACAAGGGUCCAAAGUGCAGAUUCAGAUUGGGUGUCAUCUAAAUAGUUUGGUCAACUAUUUUCCUUCAUGAAAACCUCUGACCCAUUCACUCAUACAGAACAACUUAAGUCAGUAUCAAUGUUCACAGUGCUAUUUAUUCAUGCUUAUACAAUAAGUGCAUGCACAGGGAUUUGGUGAAAGCAAGUAACAUACUACAUAUAGGCUAUUGAUAUUGGCCCUAACUUUGUCUAUUUCCUGGUGAGGUAGAUGAUGAUGAAGAUGGUCAGACAGCAGAGGAGAACUCCAGUUCUUAUGAUGGAGAGAAGGUCCAGGAUUGUCAUCUAUGGAUCAACAUCACCAUCUGAAAGAAAUUAAAUAUACUGUAUCACACCACUAUGGUGCUAUGGGCAGCAGUCGAUAAUGUGUAAUCAAUCAUUAACUGUAAUGUUCAUGUCUUUCUAAUAAUAGUAUUUGGGUUAGGAAAUGUAAGCUACCUUCAACAUCCAGUUUGGUCCCGUUCCCAAACAGUAUCUCCCCACAUGAGGCCACAGCACAGUAGUAAGUCCCAGCAUCAGAGAGGCUGAGGUUCCUCUUGGGGAGGUUGUAGACACAGCUCUGUGUAGGAGACCCAUCCUCAGGGCUCUUCUCACACUGAUCACUCCUGUCUCCAUGGGAGUAAAUGAUUCCUGGAUGGGAUUCUCCUGAGCCAUGUCUGAACCAAUAGACACUGUGUUCUCCUGCACAGGUCUCAGUGUGUAUUGUACAGUUCAGAGACACAGAGUCUCCUGGCUGGACUGACUCAGACACAGGCUGCUCUACAACAUGCUGGGUUCUGGAAUCUGCACCUUCUCCAGGACUAUAAAAUCACGUUACUAUCAAUGACUUGCACAAUUUCCAAAUACAACAUAUCUGUGCUAAAAGAGAAGAUAAAAAACCUUUAUGCGUACCCUGAUGCAUCAGAAAAACACCACUCCUGAAGAUCAUGUGUUCAUAAUCAAUUGCAGCACAGUAAUACAUCCCCAUGUUGGAAUCGGAGAUGGUUAGCACACAACUGGUGCCACUCUUCCUUGUAGCAAAGAUAAGCUUUUUUGUCAAACUCUCCAAAGAAAUUUGCAGUGAGCAUACAGAGAUAACAUCUGGGGCUUGUCCUAUCAUCGACAGACACAGUGAUGAAGCAUUCCAAAUCAACUGUGUCUCCAAGAGUGACGGUGUUCCAAACAUCAGACUGAGUGACAACAACAGCAAGUGACAAAGCUGAAAGAUAAAUAUUUAUAUUAAUAAAGAAUCCACAUAUCAUAGUUCAAAAUAUAUUUGAAUCUUAAAUACGUAAGCAUGAUUGUCCCUUUAAUAGUACGUUUGCACUCUUAUUACCCCCAGCUUUACCUGCUCAGAAUAACAGAGAGAUGGCAGGACAGAGUUUCAUCAUUGUCCUUCCAAUGUGUAUACUGGUGGUCUUGUCUGUCAGAUAAGAGUAAGAGACAGGGGGUUGGCUGUCGUACACAUCAGGAGUGAUGGUCCCCAUGCCUGAUUGGCGGGUCUGAGACCUGUAGAGAGACUGUACCAUUCGUAUUUCAAACAGUGAACUCUGAAGUUACAUGAACGUCAUAAAUAAUCAGAAAGUGAACAACAUUCUUAUCUAUUUCUGAUUACACUGUACCUAAAUUAGCUGUACAUAAAUUAACCAUAUUUUCAAGUUAAAUGAAAUACAAUAGUCAUCAUUAAUUUACCUUUUUCUCCAAAGUCCAUCAUGAAUAGGCUUCAACCGCAGUAUGUUGCUGUAUCAGAGUUUGACUCAAACGUGAGAAAAAAGUCCUUUAUAGGUGUCAGGUAUGCCCCUUUCUUGCAGUUUGUUCUUCAUGGUCUAACUGACAUUAGAAAUAUGUCGAGCAUCAACCACAGUGUGAGGUGACAGGAACUACAAGUCUGGAGCCAGAGAUGACCUGACAUUGGUUAGUAACUCUGACACCCAGACAGAGCUGCAGGCGUUGAUCAUUAGCUAAAAAGCCAGUCUCUGAAAAAACCUGUCUACCUUUGUAUCUGUAGCCACAUCCUGGCUAGGGUUAAGGUUAGUGGAUAGUUAGUUGAACAUCUAUAGACCAGCUGUAGGGACUAUCCAAAUAAAGCAUUACCAGCAGCACUAACCUUGCAUUGAAUAUGUUGUAUUUUUUUUUACACGACAAAUGUAGUUGUUUCAACUAAUUAUUCAUAUCACAUUUUAUUUGUCACAUGCUCCGUAAACAACAGGUGUGGACUAACAGUGAAAUACUUACUUACGGGCCCUUCCCAACAAUGUAGAGAGAAAGAAAAUAUAGAAAUAAUAGAAAAGUGAAACACGUAAUAAUAAAAGUAAUAAUAGAUACAUAACGAGUAACGAUAACUUGGCUAUAUACGCGGUGUCACGGUCGCUGACUGAAGCGGACCAAGGCGCAGCGUGAUAAACGUACAUUCUUUAUUAGUACACACACGAACCAAAACAAUAAACCAAACGAUACGUGAAGUCCUGGGUUAUACACAAAACCUUAACGGAACAAGAUCCCACAAAACUAACAUGCCAAAAGGCUGCCUAAGUAUGGUCCCCAAUCAGAGACAACGAGCUACAGCUGCCUCUGAUUGGGAACCACCCUGGCCAACAUAGAUCUAAACGAUCUAGAACGAAAACAUAGAAAAUGUAACAGAAAUUCCACACCCUGGCUCAACAUUUAAGAGUCCCCCGAGCCAGGGUUAUGACACGCGGGGUACCAGUACAGAGUCGAGGUGCAGGGGUACCAGGUAAUUGAGGAAGAUACGUACAUAUAACUAGGAAUAAAGUGACAGAUAAUAAACAGUAGCAGCAGCGUAUGUGAUGAGUGAAAAAAGUUAGUGCAAUGUAGAUAGUCCGAGUAGCUAUUUGAUUAACUACUGUAUUUAACUAACUAUUUAGCAGUCUUAUGGCUUGGGGUAGAAGCUGUUCAGGGUCCGGUUGGUUCCAGACUUGGUGCAUCGGUAUCGCUUGCCGUGCGGUAGCAAAGAGCACAGUCUAUGACUUGGGUGGUUGGAGUCUUUGACCAUUUUUAGGUCUUUCCUCUGUCACAGCCUGGUAUAGAGGUCCUGGAUGGCAGGGAACUCAGCCACAGUGAUGUACUGGGCCGUACGCACUACAAUCUGUUGCGCCUUGCGGUCGGGUCCUUAGCUUAGUGAUGAGCUUGGAGGGCACUAUGGUGUUGAAUUCUGAGCUCUAUUCAAUAAACAGCAGUCUCACGUAGGUGUUCCUUUUAUCCAGGUGGGAAAGUGAAAUAGAGAUUUCAUCAUCUGUGGAUCUGUUGAGGCAGUAUGCAAAUUGAGUGGGUCCAGGAUGAUGUUGUUGAUGUGAUCCAUCACCAGUUUUUCAAAGCAUUUCAUGGCUACAGAUGUGAGUGCUACAGGUCGAUAGCCAUUUAGACAGGUUACCUUGGCGUUCUUGGGCACAGGGACUAUGGUGGUCUGCUUGAAACAUGUACAGUACAUUGUGCAUGUUCAUUCAUUCAUUCAUUAUUAUUCAACAUGUCCUCACCUGGGAUUUGAACUCACAACUUCUUGGAUCAUGGCUACGCCGAUCCUCCUGCUACACCACCAUGUGUGUGCCAAUUAUCAGUUAAUCUGACUGUUCCCAUCAUUGAUUAGAUGUUCUUAUUUAAGCAAUAUUUCAUUUUUUUCUGCAUAGUUGUCUAAUGUUGGUGGGGCAUAUUACUUACUCUGUUUUAAUGUUACACAAUCACUAUGAUAAAUAAAAUCGUUUUUCUUGAGUGUACUUUUAACAGAGCUGAUGUAUUUCACAUACAUAUACUUCUGUUAUUACAUUCCACAUUAAAACACCUGUAGGAGUAUCACUUCUGCUUUCUGUAGACAUUGUGGUCCGAUACCAACUACAACGCCCCCUACCAAUGAAAUCCCCUUUGACUCAGUCUGAUCUCAGAGUGAAUUAAGAGAUAUUCUCUGAUUCACAGCCAGACAGAGCAGAACUGAUCUACACACAUAAUGAUGAGAACCUAUAUACCAGCUCUACUGGUCUAUGGAUUGAGUAAGUAGGCUAUACAUGUUAACGAUUUAAUGCAUCCGUCAUAGAACCUACAUUUCCAAAGAAUGUAUCUUAACAGAAUGUUUAGCACAGCAUGCAUUAGUGCUCAUGUCAAGAAAUGUACAUGUAAUAUAAACUAUUACAAUCAUUAACUUAGGUCUUAUGUGUUUCAGGUUUGGUAACUCAGUCUCGGACUAUAGUGGUGCGUACUGGGGAUACCAUCACCUUACAGUGCUCAAAUGUUUCAACGGUUGUGGGACACGCAGCCUGGUUCAAACAAGUCAACGGAUCAGAGCCUGUGUGUAUCUCGACUAUGCACGGCUCACAUCCAUCGACAUUUAGGCACAACGAUGGUUUUAAAAGUAGUCAUUUGGAAAUGUACAGCAACAACACCACCAUCUUCCUCAAAAUCACAAAUGUGGAUUCAUCUGACUCUGGCCUGUAUUUCUGUGGAAUGUUUCCACAAAGCUACAUGGUCUUUGUCAAUGCAACAUUUCUAAAGGUUCAAGGUACGUUUUCAACUAUUUAUCUGGCUUUUGAUAUACACUGAGUGUACAAAACAUUAAGAAUACCUUCCUAAUAUUGAGUUGCACUGCCACCUUUUGCCUUCAGAAUAGCCUCAAUUAUUCGGGGCAUGGACUCUACAAUGUGUCAAAAGCAUUCCACAGGGAUGCUGGCCCAUGUUGACUCCAAUGCUUUCCACAGUUGUGUCAAGUUGGCUGGAUGUCCUUUGGGUGGUGGACCGUUCUUGAUACACACGGGAAACUGUUGAGCGUGAAAAACCCAGCAGCGUUGCAAUUCUUGACACAAACCGGUGCACCUGGCACCUACUAUCAUACCCCGUUCAAAGACAAAUUUUUUGUCUUGCCCAUUCACCCUCUGAAUGGCAUUCAUACACAAUCCAUGUCUCAAUUAUCUCAAGGCUUAAAACUCCUUCUUUAACUUGUCUCCUCCUCUUCAUCUACACUGAUUGAAGUAGGUUUAACAGGUGACAUCAAUAAGGGACCAUAGCUUUCAAAUGGAUUCACCUUGUCAGUCUAUGUCAUGGAAAGAGCAGGUGUUGAUCAUAUUUUGUACACUCAGUGUAUGUUAGGCAUUUUGAUGAAACAUUAAAAAAUAUGUAUUCAUCUAAUCAGGAGUUAAUGAAAGUGUAACCGGUGUCUGACUGUUAAGAGGCCGGGGUUUUUGUGGCACAGCCGUCAGACGCUUUUCCUUGUAACUGUCGUUCCAGUCCGCGUUGCAGCCCUUACUCUUUCCUGUUACAGACAAACCACUGCUGACCGUAGUCUUUCCUCUCUCAGAAAUGACAAUUGCAUUUACCAAUCAUGCUGUUACCGGGUACAACAGAGGUGAGGAAAUACCAGAGUCAUCUAAAGAAAGUUAGUUCCUUUUCAUGUUUUUUUUUUUACUGUUAACAAAUGCAGCUAAUUUAGGUCCGUCAUUAAAUUAUCACAAACUGAUUUAAAGCUAGAGUCCUAAAUUGAAACAAUAACAAGCCUCUGUUUUGGUACAAAGCUGAGGGACGGGGCUGGAGAAAUGUAACCACUCUCAAAUUCAUAGACAGAGCUAUGGAUGCAAAGACUGACCAUCCAUAAUAUCCAAAUUAUAGUUGUAACCAUCUUUUGAGGAUAUAGAGUGUUUGUUUACAUUUCGAAUGUUUACAAACAUUGGAGUAAAACAAGCUUAUAAUUGGGUUUCUGAUGGGCUACAACACUUGAACUAAGCUCAUGAGGCAUUUAUAAGUUAUAUUCUUCAAGACUCAAUGGGUAUCUAUAAUUAAUUUAAAAGUGUGUCAAAUUAAUUUCCCCCCGGGGGCCACAUAUUGUUUUCACUGAGGUCCAGAGGGCAGCACUGAAAAUGUAUUAUAUUUCCUUGCUGUCAAAAUGUGCCCUCUAUCCAUAAUAUUUUUUUAUUUUCAAUGCUCCCUGACUGUCUAGCUUUCAUUUCGGUGAUAGUUAGUGAGCUGACCAGAGUGAAGAGACUGUAUAAAUGUAUAUCCAUUAUCAUUUCGAAGACAGUUUCGAUUUAGUUUUAGUCAUUUUCCACUGGCACAGACAUCAGUUCAGUCUAGAUUUACAUUUGGUUGAGGUGUCAACUAACGUGAAUUCAACGUGAAAUCAACUAAACAUUUCACCAUGUCAUUCGAUUUAGGUUGAAAGUUGGGUGAAAAAAAGACUAAAUUCCCUUAAGUUUGACUUUUUUCAAAUCCAAUCAGUUUUCCACGUCGAUUCAACGUCAUCACUUUGCAUUUUUGGGUUGAAAUUACGUGGAAACAAUGUUGAUUCAACCAGUUUUUGCCCAGUAGGUUAAAUGUCCAUUGAGGUUGUUUUCUUUUUUUUCUUCUUUUUAAACUCAAACCCCAGGCCACAUUGAAUCACCUUGCGGGCCAGAUCCGGCCAUAUGUUUGACACCCCUGAUCUAAUAGGACAUUGUAACGAAACUAUCUGUUUCUUAGGAAAGGUUGAUGGAACCAUGAACCUGUUCCUACUGGUUGUGAUCCUGGGUGUUGUAGCUGCUGUUCUACUGAUAAUCAUCCUCAUCCUGGUCCUCAAGAUCAGACGAGAUGCAAACAGACUUAACACAGGUACAGUGGAGGACCAUAAGCGUUUUCCACAAGCCGUUUACAGUCACCUCCACAAUUAUUGUCACCCUUGAUAACGAUGAGCAAAGAAGAUUGUAUAAAACAAAUCAUUCAAAUACUGUGAAAAUUAUAUUAUUUUAUACAAACACAAUUGAUCAGAGAAAGAGAUUUUGUGUAACAAGUAAUAUUAUUUUUCUCAAAAAGAUAGGUUUCAAAAUGAUUGACACCCCUGUUUUCAAUACUCCAGCACCCUCCCCAUGCAAGGAUAACGACACUGAGCCUUCUCUAAAAUGUUUUAUGAGAUUGGAGAACACAUUGGGAGGGAUCUUAGACCAUUCCUCCAGCAAUCUUUCCAGAUCCUUGAUUUCUUUUGUCUGUGCUUAUGGACUGCGUUCUUCGAAUCAAACUACAGGUUUUCAAUGGUAUUCAAGUCCGGAGACUCAAAAUGUAGAUUUUUGUGGUGAAUUAACAAUUUCUUUGUGGAUUAUGAUGAGUGUUUGGGAUUAUUGUCUUGCUGGAAAUUGUUGCUAAGUUUCAGCCUCCUGGCAGGCAACCAGGUUUUUGGCAAAAAAUAGUCCUGGUACUUGGUAAAUUUCAUGAUGUCGUUGACCUUAACACGGAUCCCAGGACCAGUGGAAGCAAAAUAGCCCCAUAACAUCAAAGAUCCACAACGUAACAUGAAUGUUUGAAUAACUGUUUGUGUACUGACCUAAAUGACUCUUUCCUUAUGCAGAUAUCGAGGCUCAGCUGCAACCACAAAAUAGACAGGUAAUAGAAACUGUUAUAUUUACUUGAUUUGUGUCCAUGACAUAAAGAUAACAGUACUUGGAUUAAGCUAUCUUUUAGAAGUGUUUGUUUUCUUGAUACAGUAUUUGCAUGUUUUGUGUAAUCUUAUUAUUUGUUUUCUACAGGAUACGGGUCAGGAACCAGACUCUCUAAACUACGCAGCGUUGAGUUUCUGUCAGAAGAGGACAAGGAAUGAGAAGACCGCUAAAGGUCAAAUGAUGGAGAUGGAGCAUGUUGUGUACGCUGCCACAAGAUAGUGUCUAAAUGUUUUAAUAUUGAUAUCAGUGUAGCACUGAUGAAGAACUAGCGUAAUACACUGAGUAGACAAAACAUUAGGAACACCUGCUCUUUCCAUGACAUAGACUGACCAGGUGAAUCCAGGUGAAAGCUAUUGUUGUUGUUGUGCUCUGUCCCCCUAUUCCAAGUAGUCAAAAAUCCCCUUGUGACAGCCAUCAUGGUUGGGGUCCGAGGUAGAGUAGGAGGGACCAUUGAGCAAUGCAUCACUUCCUGUAGUGUGGGUGACAGGAAGGAGCAGCUCAGUGUUGAGAAAGACCUGGGGAGAAUCUCAGUUGCAUAUUCCUUGAAAACCAGGGGAUGGACCUCUGGCUUUCUCAUCCAAUGGGUUUUGAGAAGGAGGCGAGGAGAGAGGACGUGAGGAGUAUGCAAUUGAUAUUCUCCUAUGCUGAGGUGAACAACACUGAACCUCUCAUGAUAACAUUUGUCUGAGUGACAGUGGAAUCCUUUUUUUUUAAGAACAUCUAUAAAAUUGAUUCCCAGUAUAUCACCAUCUCAUCAAAUUAAAGAUGACACAGCCCUGGGCGUAAAUAUCAAAUUCAGGGUAAAUAAGAUUAAAAUAAGAUUUAGGACACAAACUGUAACAAACUGGGGCUAUUUUAACCAAACUCAUAAUGCUUGUGGUACUGUACUGUAUAUUUAAGGGAAAAUAAUCAAUAAAUACAAAAAUAAAUGUUUUUGUAGUUUGUGUAUAUACUAUUGUCACUGUUAGGCCUAGUUAUAUUCCAUUCUCUCUAUCUGCUGAAGACAAGCAACCUGAACCACAUGAACACUGACCUGGAGGAGCUUCACAAAAGGAUGAAAGGGAGAUCGAGACAGAGAGAGCAGAGAGAAGAGAGAUGAAGGGAGAGAGAGAAGAGAGAGAGAGAGAGAGAGGGAGAGAGAGAGAGAGAGCUGAUAGAUCGAUCUCUAGAGCUCUAUACGCGAGCUAGAUAGAGAGAGAGUCUCUUCGAGAGACUAUCCUCUUCUUCUAGCUAUCUAUUCUCUCUCUAGCUCUCAUCUUCUCUCUCUCUCUCUCUCUCUCUCUCUCUCCUCUCUCUCUCUCCUCUCUCUCUCUCUCUCUCUCUCUCUCUCUCUCUCUCUCUCUCUCUAUCAAUCUAAACCACACUCUCUUCUCACCAAUCAGGCCUCACAUCUCUUUCCAUCCAUACCGCCAGACUAUAAAUACCUACCCAAAACCAAACUACCCCAGGCUCUAGACUACGUGGGAGGAGUACAAAUAAAGACAAACACUUAUCUACUGUUGUUAUCUAAAUACAGUUGGAUUUAAUUGAAUGCAUUACGUACAAUAAUACUGUAUCGUGGACACCUGGGGUUUGGGACACCUGCACACCGCCAUCUUCUGUUUAGUACAAUAACCAUAAUUUAGCAGGCUAUGUUCAAAAAGACCAUAAAAUAUGUUAUAUUCGAGAUCUUGAGCACUUGUAGGUCUACUUUAAUCACAGUGAAUGCAUUCAUAAACAAUAGACCUACUGCUCUAAUGUUGAGUGUACAGAGGCAGGUGUCAAUGCUCUCUGCAGACUCUCAUCUGAUGCAUUCGCUGCAGACACAACAUCCUCGACCUGUGGUCAGUGUCACCUCACUGGUGUGAACAGGGAUGGAAAACAACCCAUAUCUCAUACAAAGAUCUCUGUGGUCCGAAGUUUCCACUCAACACCUAAACAAACAGACAUCAUGCCGUCCCACAUUUGGCAUAACCUUUUCUUUCUUAGGUACUUUUGAGUUCACACCUCAUAUUUCCUGUGACAUUAUGUGAUAUUGUUUGCUACCAAGGCAGUUUGAUGGCAUAUUACACUUACAGCCCAUGGUUUUCAUGUCAUCAUUGUUUAGUAGAAUAGGAGGGUGCAUUAAGGCCAUGCACUUAUCAAGGCUUAGUUUACUUUUUCUAAAACCGUUAUCUACCUACAGCAUCAACCAAAUGACAAGUUUGCUUCCAAAAUAGCACCCUAUGUGCCCUGGUCAAAAGAAGUGCACAAUGUACUGUAGGGCAGGGAUCAUCAACUAGAUUCAGCCGCGGGACAAUUCUUUCUUGAGCGGAUGGUCGGGGGGACCGGAACAUAAUUACAAAUAAUUUGUAGACUGCAAAUUGACCGCAAGAAGCCCAAACAGAUAUAAUGUUUGACUUAAAGAUAAUAAUUUCAAACCUUGCUUACAUUUGUAUACAAUCAUUUUGUGUCCCUUUCUUAUGCAUGGGAAUAUUUGGGAACAGAGUUCUUAAAUUAAAAUCACUUGGAGCUGAUUUCCUGGUGUUUUCUUACAAUGUUUUGUCCAACAAUGAAAAUUCCUCACAAUGUUUAUUAUUUUUUAUUUUUUGUAUUGCUCAGAAUACUUGGGGAGCCAAAUAAAGCCAGAUGGGGAACCCUGCUGUAGGGAAUAUGGUUCCCUUUCAGAUGGAACCAAGGUCUCCAACACAGUUUCACAAACUCUCUGAGCUGAACCACACUCAUCCCACAUGUUUAAAGAACACAACCUGUUGUUGUCAUGACUUUCAUCUUGCAGAUGAAAUAGUAUGGUACAAAUGGCAAAACUGGAGACAGUAUUGGGAGUAUAUAAAUAUGAAGGAGUAUCCUUAUAGGUGUAAGCUAUAGAGUAGAUUUGAGGGAGCAUAGAGCAAGAUUCCCCCUGUUGGUGAGGGCCUAUAUUGGUAAUUUUGAGAUCAAUAGAAGGAUAAAUCAUGUAAGGAAUUGUGGAAACACUCCUCAAUGUAUGCAUUCAACCAUAUAAUAUCACAAAAAACUGCAUGAAUAGUAAUCUUUCUGUCUGAUAGAAAAUAAUUUGCCACAAUGUCCAAGACUCUUGAUUUAAAGUACUGGAGAAGGCAUUCAUAAGCAGUUGUCAUUCGUAUGAAUAAUGUUAAUGCUACAUUCAAGAACUGAAAUGAGGACAAGGAUAUUUCAUUUGGUCCACAUGGUGUUCAUAUCUCGAUAGCUUUUCUGAAGAAUAUAGAAACUGUUGUUGCGUAACAUGAGGACAGAAAAAAGUCAGAGGGGAGGGUAAAGUUGUCCUGUUCCGUGUCUUUAUAGUUCACAGAGCAGCCAAUCAGCCCUGUGGACCAUCACCCAAGCCAAGUAUAAAAAGACACCCGUAACCCUCUGAUUCUCACUCUCAUCUGACACACAGGAAGACUAGUCUACGCAUGAGAUGCUAUCAUCAGAGAAGGAAUUAUACAAUGACCCAACUAUUUCUCAUAUUUUUACUGAUGUUUAAAACAGGUAAGGCUGAUCUUGGUUAGUGCAUAAGGUUAGGGUUCAAUUUUCAUUCGAAAUUGCAGACACAAACCCUGUAAAAAGUUGGUAAGAAAAAGUAAGUUGUAAAUGUUUUAUUAUUUUUAAGGGUCUCUUGCUAAGAUCAGCCAGAGUGACGUCUUAAAGACUUUCCUGCCUGGAGACAGAGUUCAUUUGGAAUGCCUCAUAUCAGAAGAAGAUGGCAACUACUACAUCUGGAUCAAGAUGAUAAUAGGACGAGCCCCAGUGACGAUGCUGUCUGUUUACACUCACUCCAACACUGCAAAGUUGUUUGGAGAGUUUAACAACAGCACCCGGUUUACGGCAACUAAGAGUGGAACCAGUUUUGUGCUGACUAUUUCAGAUGCUAGACCAUCAGAUAUGGGGAUGUAUUACUGUGCUGCACGCGAUUAUGAUGCCAUGAACUUCGGGAAGGGUGUGUUUCUGAUGUAUGGGGGUAAGUAACAUACUGAGUGUACAAAACAUUAGGAAUAUCUUCCUAAUAUUGAGUCGCACCCCCUUUUGCCCUCAGAUGAGCCUCAAUUCGUCGGGGCAUGGACUAUACAAGGUGUCGAAAGCGUUCCACAGGGAUGCUGGCCCAUGUUGACUCCAAUGCUUCCCACAGUUGUGUCAAGUUGGCUGGAUGUCCUUUGGGUGGUGGACCAUUCUUGAUACACACGGGAAACUGUUGACCAAGAAAAACCCAGCAAUGUUGCAGUUCUUGACACACUCAAACCGAUGUGCCUGGCACCUACUACUAUACCCCAUUCAAAGGCACUUAAAUAUUUUGUCUUGCCCAUUCACCCUCUGAAAGGCUCACAUACACAAUCCAUGUCUCAAGGCUUAAAAAUCCUUCUUUAACCUGUCUCCUCCCCUUCAUCUACACUGAUUGAAUGGAUUUAACAGGUGAAAUCAAUAAGGGGUCAUUGCUAUCACCUGGAUUCACCUGGUCAGUCUAUGUCAUGGCAAAAGCAUGUUUUGUACACUCAGUGUAUAUUUCUUAUCAUGUGACUAUCAUGUGGUUAUAUUGUAAUAUAACAAACAUUUAUUAGAACCUUGGUUUUAUUGUGUAAAAGGUCCAGAUUCCAGGAACCAGCAUCUUACUCAGCAGCCUGUGUCUGAGUCAGUCCAGACAGGAGACUCUGUGACUCUGAACUGUACAAUACACACUGAGACCUGUGCAGGAGAACACAGUGUAUAUUGGUUCAGACAUGGCUCAGGAGAAUCCCGUCCAGGAAUCAUUUACACCCAUGGAGACAGGAGUGAUCAGUGUGAGAAGAACCCUGAGGCUGGGUCUCCUACACAGAACUGUGUCUACAACCUCCCCAAGAGGAACCUCAGCCUCUCUGAUGCUGGGACUUACUACUGUGCUGUGGCCUCGUGUGGGGAGAUACUGUUUGGGAAAGGGACCAAGCUGGAUGUUGGAGGUAUUUUGAUUUUAAACUCUGAAUUUAGAUUUGAAUCUGUCAUAAUUCAAGAGCAAUCAAACUAAAAUAAAUGUGCUGAUGCAACUCUAAAUUGUAAAAGGGUCUAAGGCUAAGCUUACAAUUGAAACAUAUAUAGCUGUUUAACUGAGAAUGAAUAUCAACAGCUUAUUUUAAACCACAGGUCCUAGCCCUGCUGAUCUGGUGGACCCCAAGCUCCUGGCUUUAAUCGUGUCCAACAUCUUGAGCUUGAUGGCCAUCGUUGUCCUCCUCAUCUGUAUGAGAAGGAGGAAAGGUUCUGUAUCAUUAAGGCCCUUUGUUUCUAUUAAAAUGGCUUCGGCCAUUUUGUGUGAUCAUUCACAUACUUUUCCAAUAUGAUUGCAUGCAAUGUGAUGAUCAUUACAGUAAAAUGUUGCCGCAAUAACAACCAUAAAAGUGAUUGAGGGGUGUUUUAAGGAAGAGUGUGGAUGAAUUAGCGGUUUUUAUCUCAAUAUACAAUUAUUUCUGGGUAACAAUUCAGCACCAUACUGUGAUUGUGGUAAAUAAGAAACAAAAAAUGCUUUUUAUCAAAGAGCAAUUUCUGUCAGAGUGGUCUGAGUGGGGAGGGGGAAACAAAAAUGUGCUGUUAUUGGCAGAGAGGUUUGGAACUCUCUCUCUUAUUGAUCUAUUGCCUCAUUUACUGCUUGGUGAUGUCACGAGGCAGGCCAAAAUUCCAUCCCAUCAAAAUAGGCUGACAUUUCAUGCAGUCUUUUCAAACAGCUCUUACACUAAAAAGGCAUUGUUACAAUUUUCUGAAUUUCAAAGUAUUAUUCCAAGCUCAUUGUGUGGAAAUAUACACUGAGUACACAACAUAUUAGGACCACCUUCCUAAUAUUGAGUUUCACCCCCUUUUGCCCUCAGAACGUCCUCAAUUCGUCAGGGCAUGGACUAUACAAUGUGUCGAAAGCGUUCCACAGGGAUGCUGGCCCAUGUUGACUCUAAUGCUUCCCACAGUUGUGUCAAGGAAAAACCCAGCAGCGUUGCAAUUCUUGACACACCUACUAUCAUACCCUGUUCAAAGGUACUUAAAUAUUUAGUCUUGCCCAUUCACCCUCUGAACGGCACACAUACACAAUCCAUGUCUCAAUUGUCUCAAGGCUUAAAAAUCAUUCUUUAACCUGUCUCCUCCUCUUAAUUUCUACACUGAUUGAAGUGGAUUUAACAAGUGACAUCAAUAAGGGAUAAUAUCUUUCGCCUGAAUUCACCUGGUCAGUCUAUGUCAUGGAAAGAGCAAGUGUUCCUUAUGUUUUGUACACUCAGUGUAUAUAUAAAACACAGGAAAAUCAUAUUUUUGACUGCACUGGGCCUUUAAUAAAUCCACCAAGUGUAACUUCUGUGCUAUAAUGCCAUUUUUAUAGAGGUGAAAGGCAGUGGCACUGGCACAUCCUGUCCCCAAAAUGAACACUGUCUUAAUAAUACUCAUUUUUGUCAAGCAGGUUUGCCUCAACAGCCGCAAAGUAGUGUUACAGCCCCUUCCUGUCCUGAAAAUGAGGUAGACUAUGGUACCUGUUUACUUAAAAUGUUAUUAACAAUUUAACACACUAAAAAGAACAUAACAUCUGAAAAGGAUGUGAAAACUUGUGUAAGUAACAAAAUUAUAUAUUUCCACAAUGAAAUUGCAUUUUAUCAUUUAAAUGAAAAUGACUAGCAGCCUAGUAUUGUAACUCACUUUCACACAUAUUUUUCAACUGUACACAGCACUCUACCUUGUGAGGUAGACUAUCUGACUAAUUCUCAUCUACAGAGAGACGAGGGAGAGGAGCUGAACUAUGCUGCCAUGAGUUUCUCCUCGAGGAAGACCAAGAGGAGAGCAGAACCAGAGAGACAGACCAGAGAGAGAGACAUGAAUGUGGUUUACUCU
Molecule: messenger RNA, 16028 nt
Organism: Coregonus sp. 'balchen'
Lineage: Eukaryota; Metazoa; Chordata; Actinopteri; Salmoniformes; Salmonidae
Source: the annotation of a GenBank genome assembly